Calliphora vicina (urban bluebottle blowfly) is the source of this 1586-nucleotide messenger RNA. It is a transcript of the gene Arc42, whose product is annotated as Activator-recruited cofactor subunit 42. Gene Ontology annotation, molecular function: flavin adenine dinucleotide binding. Bases 125 to 1354 code for a protein of 409 amino acids. The transcript has 3 exons. Lineage: Eukaryota; Metazoa; Arthropoda; Insecta; Diptera; Calliphoridae. Gene Ontology annotation, cellular component: mitochondrion. Gene Ontology annotation, biological process: fatty acid beta-oxidation using acyl-CoA dehydrogenase; butyrate catabolic process. The record is from RefSeq and is a predicted model, not a curated record.
UUUUUAUAUUAUUGCCUGUGUUUAUCUAAUCAUUGGAGAGGGCCGGUGGAAAUUUUUUCAAUUGUAUUGUGUUAAUUCUUUUCAUUUGCAAUUAUUUUUUUUAGUUUAGCAGCAACUUUUCAAAAUGAUUAACGUUUUAAGGAACACUCUAAAAUUGGGUCAUACGAUCCGUCCAAUGCAACAGGCUCAGCGCAACAUUGCCUGUUUGUCUGCUUUACCCGAGACCCAUCAAAUGUUGCAAAAAACAUGCCGGGACUUUGCCAAUGCUGAAUUAGUGCCCAAUGCAGCCAAAUGUGAUCGUGAACAUUUAUAUCCCGAACAGCAGAUUAAGAAAAUGGGGGAAUUAGGUCUAAUGGCUGUAGCGGUACCAGAAGAAUUGGGCGGCACUGGUUUGGAUUAUUUGGCUUAUUCGAUUGCCAUGGAAGAAAUUUCUAGAGGUUGUGCCUCUGCCGGUGUUAUUAUGUCUGUCAAUAAUUCAUUGUAUUUGGGCCCAAUUUUGGGUUUCGGCAAUGAUGCUCAAAAGCAAAAGUUUAUUACUCCUUUUACGGCAGGUGACCCAGUGGGUUGCUUUGCUUUAUCCGAACCUGGCAAUGGCUCAGAUGCUGGAGCCGCCACAACAACUGCCGUAGAUAAGGGCGAUCACUAUCUUUUAAAUGGCACCAAAGCUUGGAUUACCAAUGGCUAUGAGGCCAAAGCUGCAGUGGUUUUUGCCACCACCGAUAAAUCCUUAAAACACAAAGGUAUUUCUGCCUUUAUUGUACCCAAAGACACCAAAGGAUUUUCUUUGGGCAAAAAAGAAGAUAAAUUAGGCAUUCGUGGCUCUUCCACAUGUCAGCUGAUAUUUGAAGAUUGUGUCAUACCGAAGGAAAACAUGUUGGGUCAACCUGGUUAUGGCUUUAAAAUUGCCAUGAAAACUUUAGAUGCCGGUCGCAUUGGCAUUGCCAGUCAAGCUUUGGGCAUUGCUCAGGCAUCGCUAGAAUUGGCCGUGGAUUAUGCCCAAAAGCGUAUAGCUUUCGGUAAGCCAAUUUCCAAAUUGCAGGCUAUUCAAGAGAAAAUUGCCGAUAUGGCAGUGAAAGUAGAAUCGGCACGCCUGUUAACAUGGCGUUCAGCUUGGUUGAAGGACAACGACAAACCCUAUACGAAAGAGGCCGCUAUGGCUAAAUUGGCAGCUUCUGAGGCGGCCACAUGGUGCAGUCAUCAGUGUAUACAGGUGUUGGGUGGUAUGGGUUACGUAAGCGAUAUGCCGGCUGAACGUUAUUACCGAGAUGCUCGUAUUACAGAGAUUUAUGAAGGCACCUCGGAAAUUCAACGUUUGGUAACAGCUGGUUCCGUGCUUAAGGAACUGAGUGCCUAAAUAGAUGAGUAAAACAACUCUAAAGAAAAAAAUAUCAAAAUCGAAUUUGUUCGCAACAUUAAAAGUUAUUUUCUUAAAGAGAAUUAAUGUUACGAAUAUUUUUUAAGUGCAUUUAAUAUUAUAUACACUAUUAUUAUUAAAAUAAGUUUAAAAUAUACAUAACUUGUUUAUUAUGGUAAAAAACUAUGGAUUUUCUAGUAUAAAAUAAUAAAAAACUUGAGUGCUUGUUAAA